This is a messenger RNA of Aegilops tauschii subsp. strangulata, 1446 nucleotides long. Its product is annotated as GTP-binding protein At2g22870. NCBI's taxonomy places the organism in Eukaryota, Viridiplantae, Streptophyta, Magnoliopsida, Poales, Poaceae. The record is from RefSeq and is a predicted model, not a curated record. Gene Ontology annotation, molecular function: GTP binding.
GCUUUUCCACUCCACUCCGUGCGCCCCCAACCACGCCGCACACUUCUCGCGGCCUCCAAAACCCAAAUCCCUGACCGCCGGCGGCGGCGAUGCUCCUCUACCACCGCAUCCUCCCUCGCCUCCUCUCCCUCUCCCUCCCCUCCAGCCCCACCUCGAAACUCCUCAUCCGCCCCUCCCGCCUCCCUCCUCGCGGCCCCUUCCUGCCUCGCUGCGCCGCGCUCUCUCAGCUCGCGGCCCCCCAAACCGUAGACCACUCCGACGCCGAAGAAUCCGCCGACCACUUCGACGCCGAAGAGCCCCAGGAGCCCCAGGAGCCGCAGGAGGUGCAGGUAAAGCUCCCCCUCGACCGGCUCUUCCUGCCACCGGGGGCGAGCGUGACCCCGGGGGACGAGGAGGUCGUGACCGCGCGGGUCCUCAAGGGCUCCAACAUCGUGCUGGGCACGUACGCGCGGGGCGAUGCGCAGGUGGUUAACGCGGAUUUCAUAAAGAGCAGCGUGCGACCCGAUGACUGCCCCAGGGAUGGGCUGCCCGAGUUCGCGCUCGUCGGCCGCUCCAACGUCGGCAAGUCGUCACUGCUCAACUCGCUCGUUCGCCGCAAGCGCCUCGCGCUCACCUCCAAGAAGCCUGGAAAGACCCAGUGCAUCAAUCAUUUUAAAAUAAAUGACAGUUGGUACCUUGUUGACUUGCCUGGUUAUGGAUAUGCUUCAGCACCACAGGUAGCUCGUAAAGAUUGGGAUGAAUUUACUAGAAAUUACUUCCUCAGCAGAGACAAUUUGGUCUCAGUUUUUCUCCUUAUUGAUGCAAGUAUUCCUGCUAAGAAUAUUGAUCUUGACUAUGCUAGUUGGCUUGGGCAAAAUAAGGUCCCAAUGACACUCGUCUUCACAAAGUGCGACAAGCGCAAGAAGAAGAAAAACGGCGGCAAGAGACCGGAAGAAAAUGUAGAAUGCUUCCAGAACCUGAUUCGCGAAUAUUUCGAGGCGGCACCUCCGUGGAUAAUGACGAGCAGCGUAACGAACCAAGGCAGAGACGAGAUACUUCUGCACAUGUCUCAGCUCAGAAACUAUUGGCGCAAGCAUUAAGUGGAGGAGUAACAAGAGUAAGACUGAAGUAACAGCAAACUGCAUGCAUGCAAGCGGCAACCCCUGCUACGGUUUGAUGCAUCGGCACCUUUGCAAUCAGGAUUUCACCAACCAAUCUGCCUUGCCUUUUGAGCUGUUGAUUGCCCACGAUUGCACGAUGAUUACUCAAUCAACAGGCAGACCGGGGAUACAGACAAGCCGCUGAAAUCAACUACCCUGUUUUUUUCUUCUAUAUUUGUACAACCGUACAGUCUCAACGUUUUGUCUUUGUUACCUUCUGAUUAUAAGAUUGUGCGUCCUGUAUGUAGACUAAAGAAACUCCCGUGUCAGCUAAUCAUCAUCGGGAAUCCCACACGUUUGUUUGUUA